Molecule: messenger RNA, 1189 nt
Organism: Pygocentrus nattereri (red-bellied piranha)
Lineage: Eukaryota; Metazoa; Chordata; Actinopteri; Characiformes; Serrasalmidae
Product: endonuclease domain-containing 1 protein-like
Exons: 3
Coding region: 88-915 (275 amino acids)
Molecular function (GO): nucleic acid binding; hydrolase activity; metal ion binding
Source: RefSeq, a predicted model, not a curated record
GCUGAAAGAGGUGAAGGAGAGAACCAGCACUCCUUGGUGAGGCCUCUGCAUCUGUCCCAGCAGUAACAGCAGAUUCUGUUCCUCAUCAUGUCCCUCUUCCUGAGCUCCAUCAUGACCCUCCUCACUCUGCUUCUGCUGGCUCUCUCUGGAUGUUCCAGUGAAGUCGUAAAUGAUUUCACCCACACAUGCCCUCAAUUCUUUGCUAAUCCAGGAGGAACUCUGUCUCCUCCAACUGUUUUUAAAGGAAAUAAUUACAAACAGAUCUGCCAAAUUCUAAAUAACAUUCCUGAAUAUGCGACACUGUAUGACACAGCAAACAGGAUCCCCGUCUACUCAGCCUACAAGUUUCAAGGGAGAAAGGGUGGUGACAGACAAGGCAACUGGUAUAUUGAACCUCAGCUUGAAGAUAAGGGCCCACAGAUGGCAUCUGAAAGCAAUGUGAAACAUAUAAAUAAUCAAGCUGUCAACGCAGACUACAAAGGAACGAGCACUCAUCACUUUGUGAAAGGACAUCUGGCUCCAGUCCUCCACGCCACAUCACAGAGCUGUGCUAAUGCUACCUUCACCCUCACCAAUGCCGCUCCACAGAACGAUAAAUUUAACAACGGAGAGUGGAAGAAAAUAGAGAACGCAGUGGCUAAAACUCUGGAGAAGCAGUGUAAGGGAAAUUCGGCCUAUAUCGUCACUGGGGUGGUUCCUGGCCCUGAUAAACUAAAUAACAGAGUUAAUAUUCCCGGUCACUUCUGGACCGCUUACUGCUGUCUAGACAACAAUCUGAAAGAGAAAGCUUCAGGUGCUUUCAUAGGAGAGAACAAAAAUGUCCCAGUGAAGGAAAUGUCAGUCAAAGAACUAGACAGAAAGCUGAGCGAUGAGUACGGUAAAGUUUUCCGUGUUUUUGGGAGUAAAUGUAAUUAAUUCAAUCCGAGGGUCAGGCUGGCUGAAAGGUUCAACAUCCAUUUCAGUCUCACCAAAAAGGUUUCAACUUCAAUUCAUUCAAGAAAUCAUACUGGAGAGCAUCCUAUGCAUCAGAAAAAGGCCAAAAAAAAUCUCUCACUUUCUCUCUUUACCUACAUGAAGAAAUCUGCAUUGAAAUCUAUGUUAAUUUUCACUUUUUGUCCUUUUAAUCAAUCGGUUUCUACCGGUAAUUUUUCAUAAAUGUCAAACUGUUUGUUUUUAACAAUUGCUUCUU